GUGCUGAGCAAAGCCAAGAACAGAACCAUAGAUCUCACAAAAACGUGUGAAAUCUGUUGCAGAAAUCAGCUUAGCCAAAGUGGUUUGUACUUCCUCUUAUUCUAGCCAUUUCCAGAGAAGUUAUACCUCGGAAAGAAGCUACACACCCAUAACCAGAAGGGCUGUAUAGGGCAGAAGCCAUGGGGAUGGUACAGUGGUGGACCCUACUCUGGAUAUCAUGGUACUAUCACAAAAUUUCAGCUGAGGUGUUGGUACAAUACAAAUACUUUGUUCCUGGGCAAAGGCAACACGUCUCUCUACAAGCCCCAGCUGAGCCCAAAGGGACAGAAUUCAUCUGGGAGUGGACAUCACAUGAUGGAAGCAAUAAAAUAGUGAUAAUAACUAUACAGUCCAAUGGUGACUUUGUGUGGAAUUCGAGGAAUAUUUCUAUUUCAAAGGAAAGCAAGUAUGGCAUUCGUCUGGGACCACAGUUACUGAACGCAGGGGUUUUUACUUUUAUUCAAACUAAACCAGAGAAAGUCAACUUGGCCCAGAUUAAAGUGUCUGCUGUAAAAGUGAAUCAACCACCCUUCAUAAUAAAUGAAGGUUCUGAUGUGGCCUUGAGCUGUGAGGUAUCCUACCUUCCAGAUUCAGCUACACUGGCCUGGGAACGGGACAGAGAACCCACUGCUAACACAACGCUGCUCUACAACAACACUGCCCACAUCAUCAUCCACAGUGCUGAGCAGUACAGUGAGGGAACAUAUAACUGUACACUCCGACGGAACGGAUCGCUUAUUUUCAGCGUUCCCAAUACAUUUAAAGUCAAUGAGGGUUCAUUCGGCACACAACGCACUCUGUACAGAGGGAGUUUGAACAGCAUUGAGGUGGUGCUAAUCUGCCAUUCUCACAACUCACACAAAAAAGCUGACUGGUAUUGGACCCCAUUGCCUCAGUCCUUUAUCCUUCUGAUCUCAGCUGAUAAAGACAAGGACGUGUCAGUUUCCAUGGAGACAGAUAAAGAAAGAUUCUCAUUUGAUGUCUAUGAUGGGCAUAAGUUUCCUCUGAGAAUCUCACCAGUGAAGUUUGGCGACAGUGGAAGGUACAUCUGUUCUCAUGAUGGAUACGCGGCCGCUACAGUAACUCUGGUAACUAUUCAGGAGCCCCCUGGUGCUCUGUCCAGGAAUCAGUCAGUUGUGCUGAACUGUGAGAUAUCGAAGGGGAUCGACAAUGUGACCCUGGCCUGGCUCCGGAUGAAGGGGGGCAGAGGGGAGCUCGUAAAACAGGAGGUCCUGACAGAGAGAGCCCCAAAAACAAUGCUCAGCCUCACCCUGCCCAGCCUCACUGAAGACCAGCUACACUGGGCCUGUGUGGUGUUCACAGGGAGCGUGCUCAGAGCACAGGUCCCCCUGCACCUCACGCUGCCAAAAACGUACAUCAAGCAAGGUGAACCUGAGUCAGCCCAGCCUGAGGAGUGA
This is a messenger RNA of Conger conger (European conger), 1457 nucleotides long. RefSeq lists its product as uncharacterized. The transcript has 6 exons. The record is from RefSeq and is a predicted model, not a curated record. Bases 180 to 1457 code for a protein of 425 amino acids. NCBI's taxonomy places the organism in Eukaryota, Metazoa, Chordata, Actinopteri, Anguilliformes, Congridae.